AUGGGCGUGGUGGUGGUGGUGGCCCCCACCCUCCCCUUCUUCUUCCCGGCUGAUGCCAAGCGUCUCAUCGGCAGGAGGUUCUCUGAUGCCUCUGUCCAGAGCGAUAUCAAGCUGUGGCCCUUCAAGGUCAUUUCUGGGCCUGGUGAGAAGCCAAUGAUUGUUGUCCAGCAUAAGGGUGAGGACAAGCAGUUUGCAGCUGAAGAGAUCUCCUCUAUGGCUCUCAGGAGGUUGAGGACUGCUUGUGAGAGGGCGAAGAGGACUGAAAUAUGCUGA
Molecule: messenger RNA, 273 nt
Organism: Miscanthus lutarioriparius
Lineage: Eukaryota; Viridiplantae; Streptophyta; Magnoliopsida; Poales; Poaceae
Source: the annotation of a GenBank genome assembly